UUUACUUCAUGGCAAAUCAUCACUCAUGACGUAUACCAACCAUCGUAUACGAAUCAUUGUCGUGAGUCAAGAGCCAUGACAAUAUUGUAUACUCCGCUACAAAUUUUUUAGAGUACCUGAAAAGCAUUUCGUUUGAACGCCACGAGAUGAAAUGUCGGAGAUCCGCGUAGCUUUGAGUGCUGCUGAUACAUCUAACGAUCGAUAAUAUCCAAUUAAAUUUUUUAUUAAUAAAUGUCAGACAGGAUGGCUAAUAGAGAAACAUCUAUUAAUUCGAAAAACUCGGAUGAUCACAGUGUCGAGACACUGGCAGAAGUUUUUCGAUGUUUCAUUUGUAUGGAAAAGCUUAGAGAUGCCCAUCUUUGUCCUCACUGCAGUAAAUUGUGUUGCUACACCUGCAUUAGGCGAUGGCUUACAGAGCAGCGGUCUCAAUGUCCACACUGCCGAGCUUCUUUACAUUUACACGAAUUGGUAAAUUGUAGAUGGGUAGAAGAAGUGACACAACAACUUGAUACACUUCAAGCUGUGAGCAUAUCAAACUCUAGGCAUGAUGACUCCAAUAGAGACAGGUGUACUAUGCAUCACGAGAAGCUAUCCGUCUAUUGUUGGACCUGCCGUAGAUGUAUAUGUCAUCAGUGUGCUUUAUGGGGUGGCACCCAUUCAGGGCAUACUUUCAAACCAUUAGAAGAGGUCUAUGAACAGCAUGUCACACAAAUAAAAGCAGAAGUAGGACAGUUGAAACGAAGGUUAAUGGAAUUGAUAAGUCUUGUUCAAGAAGUGGAACGUAAUGUCGAAUCUGUAAGAGCCGCAAAGGAUGAGAGAGUUAGAGAGAUCAGAAAUGCGGUUGAAUUGAUGAUAGCGCGUUUGGAUUCUCAAUUGAAAGCUAAACUGUUAACGUUAAUGGGUCAAAAGAAUUCUUUAACAUUAGAAACGGAACAAUUGGAAGCUUUACUGCAAGAAGUGGAACAGCAGUUGCAUACUUGUACUCGUUCCGAGCUUAUUAUCAAAAGUGCAGACCUCUCGCGAAUGAUACAUCAAGUGAGAAAGAAACCAAUGACGAGUUUCGUGACUGCGCCUGUUCCUGCGGACUUUCAUAGCGAAAUUGUACCUGGUUACGAUAGCGCAACAUUUGCAAUGCAAAAUUUUACUCAACUACAAUUGAAAGCAGAUCCAGUUUAUUCCGCGCCUUUACACGUUAACGGAUUAUGCUGGAGAUUAAAAGUAUACCCCGAUGGAAAUGGCGUUGUACGUGGAAAUUAUUUGUCCGUUUUUCUAGAGUUAAGCGCUGGUCUACCGGAGACAUCUAAAUACGAAUAUCGAGUUGAAAUGAUACACCAAGGAUCUCGUGAUACAAGUAAGAACAUCGUUAGAGAAUUCGCAUCUGACUUCGAAAUCGGCGAAUGUUGGGGUUACAAUAGAUUCUUCAGAUUAGAUUUACUUGCAACCGAAGGAUAUUUGAAUACAGAAUUGGACACUCUCAUAUUGCGGUUUCAGGUACGGCCACCGACGUUUUAUCAGCGUUGCAGAGAUCAACAAUGGUACAUUAGUCAAUUAGUUACUGUCCAAAAUCAAUAUGCCACGCAAAUUAAUGAACUGAAAGAGCGUUUGGCGAUAGAAAUGUCUCGGAGUGCUAUGGCAGCAACCAGAGUACCUAGUGGAGCUACGUUAUGCGGACCAACGUCGAAUGUAACGCCUUUGGUAAUGCAGCAACAGUCGCAAGCUGCUGGAGAUCCAUUACAUAGCUCCAAUUCUACUCGUUCGAUAGAAACGUAUCCAAACGGCACAUCGACAAGCAGAUCAGUACAAAAUGUCCUUCCUGGUGGAAAUAACAAUAGCGGAAUGUCAGGAGACCAAUUAAUGCCUAUGUGCGAAUUGGUAGAGCUUUCAGAUAUCCGUCCACUUGGAUCCUCGUCGACGUUAUCCUCCAUCUCGUCGAAAACGAGUUUAAAGCAACAUAGAGUGAAACCUGAAUCGCCCAAUCUGCAUGGUACGAACGAUGGUUCUUCUGGAGAUUGUCAAACUACUGGAGCUCAUUCUCCAUCUCCAUCGUAUUCUUCACCAACGGUGCUCAAUCAGCAACCAUUGCCUCUUUUGUUAAGUAGCAGCAGUAGCGAUAGCGGAGAAUUAAGCGAACACGAUAUAUAUUUGGACGACUGUGAUCAUAACGAGCCACACUUAACGCUUCUAGAUGACAAUUCUAACGACGAAAAUGACGUGGACGAUGAAACCAUGUCAGGAGAAAACGAUGUAGAGGUUGCAGAAUCGUUAACACCAUGGAUUCAAAACAAACAACGUACAAAGCAACAAAACAAUCGAGACAGUACAGGAGAUGCUUGCAGAUUGCGCGGCAACGAUAGCCUGGAGGAUGAAAUUAUGUUAUUGCAUUUAUUUGAAAUGCAAGAUCGAAACUCCGCGUGGACGUCAUUAUGUUUCAAUCAACACGUGGAUGAUACCAGCGAUUCAAGAACCUCUUUAACGAAUCUACAACAUCAUAAUUCUAGCCCGUUGCAUUGCAACGCCACACUGCCAACUCACGGAUCGUCUUCAUUCUCGCAUAAACACCACGAACUCGACACUGCGUGUACCGAGCAAUUUUCUGAUAAACGUUCCACGUGUCCCUCGCACCUUUGUCAGCCGCAGAUUCUGUGCGGCGGUCGACCCAAGCUGGGCCAACUAUCUAACAUCUGUCAGCAAGAUGUUUCCGGAUUAAUAGCUUGCGGAAGUCAGACGAGGUCUGAACCCGCUACACGUUCGAACUCGAUAGAUUGCGAGAAAGAUCUUCCAAAGAUAUCUGUAGUUAAUAGAAUUAACCACGAGGUGGAGACAUCCAGGUCGGACUUGAUAGUGCCAAAUGUAGUAUUGGACAGCAAUAAAAUUGUGUCCAAACACUUAUUGUCGCGACGGCAGUCUUCGCCGUCAUCUUCUGCCAAUGUUAGCGUGAUAAGCAAUGAAAAUAGUAAGGUGUUCGAAUUCGAACAAUUACUAGAAACCAUUCAAUUGUAUCCGAUAUCUCAGAAGGACACUGCCAGUUGUUUCAACAAAUUAAGAAAAAAUGUUUCAUCUGAAGGAAAAAGUAAUGGAUGUACCACUGCCACUAUCAAAUCAGCUGCGCUUUCGUCAGGUGGGUGCGUUUCGUGGCUGCGUCACGAUAUUGCAUCGCCGUCUACGAGCAACGCGACAACUGAUACCGUACCGAGUCCUAACAAUUACAGUUGGGCUCCUGCGUUGUAUCAACAUAAACACAGUCAAAAGAGCGUUUUGGAGGUAACUAUACAACCAUCUUCUAGCGAUAAUACUUCCAACAAAUCUACUACGGAAAAGUCACUAGAAGAAACUCACUCAUCGAGUUCUCCUUGAAUUACAUCCGCUGUACUUAAUAUUACAAUAUUACAAGUGUACUGUGAUUUUUUGUUCAUCUAUACGUUAAUUGUUCUUAUUAGAAGUGAUAAAAAGAAAAGUAAA
Molecule: messenger RNA, 3459 nt
Organism: Hylaeus volcanicus
Lineage: Eukaryota; Metazoa; Arthropoda; Insecta; Hymenoptera; Colletidae
Product: E3 ubiquitin-protein ligase TRIM37-like
Exons: 17
Coding region: 232-3354 (1040 amino acids)
Biological process (GO): protein autoubiquitination; negative regulation of centriole replication
Cellular component (GO): peroxisome; aggresome
Molecular function (GO): zinc ion binding; ubiquitin protein ligase activity; ubiquitin protein ligase binding
Source: RefSeq, a predicted model, not a curated record